AAAGAUAUCAAUCACCUCAUGUUAAGUUAGAGUGAUAAAUAUUCCUUCCUAACGAGAGAUUUUCGCAAAUCUGAAUUAGCGGACAUACUGAGAACCAAAAGAAUUUGGUAAACUCUAUGUCAAAAUAGAGCUCCUUAGUACGACAACGGAGAAAGCGCCGAAAAGAGAAACACCUCCACAUAUACGGAGAGGGAAUGGUGACAAUUGCGAGACAAUGAACUCACAGCGGCAUUUCGUCAAACACUUGAUAUACAGGACGAAAAACCGCCCUUUGCUCUCCAUUGCUAUCUCAUUACAGCUCAGAAUAUACCUCCCAUUCUCUUCAUCGGCAACGCCCAACCCUACACCAUUCCUAACUGAUCGAAAGAAAAGCCUCUACACCUCGUUUUUCUGCACACUUGUCCAUCUCUUCCUCCGCUGCCACCGCCUUUCAAGAGCCACGGAAGCUUUCUCUUCAAUGAGAAAUUACAAUCUUGUCCCUGACCUUCCUCAUUGGAACAGUCUCUUGCACCAUUUCAAUUCUGCCGGUCUGGUUGAUCAGGUGAUGGUCCUUUAUUCUGAUAUGAUCUCCUGUGGAGUGGCUCCCAAUGUAGUCACUCGCAAUAUAGUCAUACAUUCGCUUUGCAAAAUUGGAAAACUUGAAAAAGCCCUUAAAUUAAUCAGAGAGAACGAAAGUGACACCGUUACUUAUAACACUUUGAUAUGGGGGUUCUGCAGACUUGGUUUUGUGGAAAUGGGCUUUGGAUUGGUGUCUGAUAUGGUAAAGAAAGGUAUUUUCUUUGACACUAUCACUUGUAAUGUAUUAAUUAAGGGGUUUUGUGAUAAGGGUCUUUUGCAUAAUGCUGAAUUAGUGAUGGAAAUGUUGAGUGAUAAAAAUAGGGGUGUCUGUAAAGAUGUUGUCGGUUUUAAUACUCUAAUUCAUGGAUAUUGUAAGGCUGUUGAGAUGAGUGGUGGUUUUGAGGUGAUGAAGAGGAUGAAAAAAGAAGGUUUAUCACUGGAUAUUGUGACAUAUAAUACUCUGAUUGAUGGUUUCGGCACAAUGGGAGAUUUUGAUGCAACGGCAAAAUGUAUGAUGGAUGAGCUCUUGGACACGCGUGGAAGUAAAGUUGUUAGUUAUGUUGAUCAUGAAGAAAAACAUGAGUAUGAUGAUGAAAAUAAGGGCCUGGUAGUUGGAGACUUGGGUUUAGAACCAAAUGCUAUUACAUAUACCACACUGAUUAGUAAAUAUGUUAGGUGGUUUCAAUUUGAGAAAGCAUUUGCUACAUAUGAAGAAAUGACAAGGCGUGGCUUCUUCCCGGACAUUGUUACUUAUAAUUCCCUUAUAUAUGGCCUUUGUAAAUGUGGGCGGUUCCACGAGGCCAAGUUACUUCUUGGUGAGAUGAGAAUAGUGGGUGUGGAUCCUAAUCACGUGACAUACUCUAUUUUUAUUGAUCGCAUGUACAAAAAUAGGGCUGACAAAGUUGCUGCUAACUUUCAAAGUCAAAUAGUGAUUAGAGGAAUGUCUUUCGAUGUUGUCUUGUUUACCUCUUUGAUCGAUGGGCUUUUUAAACUUGGCAAGGCCAGGGAGGCAAAGGACAUGUUUCAGACACUCGUGAAGUUUAACAUAGCUCCAAAUCAUAUCACCUAUACUGCAUUGAUUGAUGGGCACUGCAAAUCUGGUGACUUAAAUAGUGUAGAGCUUUUGCUGCAACAAAUGGAACAGAAAUCUGUUUUACCAAACAUUGUCACAUUUUCUUCUGUAAUUAAUGGCUAUGCCAAAAGUGGAAUGAUUGAUGCAGCCGUGAAAAUGAUGAGGAAAAUGAUAAGCAUGAAUGUUACCCCUAAUGUUUGUGCAUAUAAUACCCUGAUUGAUGGCUGCUUUAAGGCUGGUAAACAUGAUAUGGCUCUUACCCUGUAUGAAGAAAUGCAGUCAAAUGGUGUUGAGGAAAAUGAAUUCUUGUUAGAUACAUUUGUGAAUAAUUUGAAAAAGCAGAGUAAAAUGGAUGAAGCAGAGAAAUUUUUUAUGGAUAUGGUAUCUAAAGGUUUGUCACCUGAUCAUGUUAACUACACAUCCUUGAUGGAUGGACUCUUUAAAAGAGGGAAGGAGUCAGCUGCUCUUCAAUUGGUCCAAGAGAUGAAAGAGAAAAAAAUAUCCUUUGAUACAAUUGCAUGCAAUGUACUGCUUAAUGGAUUAUUGGGAAUUGGCCAGUAUGAGGUACAGUCUGUUUAUGAUGAAAUUACGAAAUUUGGUCUAAUUCCAGAUAUUCAGACUUUCAAUUCUAUGAUUAAUGCUUACUGCAAAGAGGGGAAGCUGGAAAGUGCUGUCAAACUUUGGAGUGAAAUGAAGAGUUGCGGAAUAAUGCCUAAUUCAAUCACUUGUAAUACAUUGGUGAAAGGACUUUGUGAAGUAGGUGAUAUUGAAAAAGCAGUGGAUUUAUUGAGUGAAAUGGUGACAAUUGGUUUUCAACCUUCACCAGCUAUUCACAAAAUUAUUCUUGAUGCUGCUUCAGGCCAUAGAAAGGCGGAUAUAAUCCUGAGAAUGCAUGAGAGACUUGUCAGCAUGGGACUUAAGGCUGAUCAGACAAUUCAUAACACUCUUAUUGCUGUUUUAUGCAGGCUAGGGAUGACCAGAAAGGCAAUGUCAGUACUAGAAAGCAUGAGAGAAAAAGGAUUUUCAGCUGACACUACCACUUAUAAUGCCUUCAUACGUGGAUAUUGCAAAAGUUACCAAUUUCAAAAAGUUUUUGCGACAUAUUCCGAGAUGCUGGCUAAAGGAGUUCCUCCUAAUGUUGCUACAUACAACAUUAUAUUAGCAUCUCUGUCAGCUGUUGGACAGAUGAAGGAAGCAACUGAAUUGCUGAAUGAAAUGAAGGGGAGGGGCUUUGUCCCUAAUGCUAAUACAUAUGAUAUUUUGGUCUCUGGCCAUGGGAAAAUUGGAAAUAAAAAGGAAUCCAUCAAACUUUAUUGUGAGAUGAUUACAAAAGGUUUUGUUCCUCGCACUAGUACCUUUAAUGUACUCAUCUUUGACUUUGCAAAGGUGGGAAAGAUGAGACAGGCUCAGGAACUAAUGCAUGAGAUGCAAGUCAGAGGGGUUAUACCAAAUUCUUCAACAUAUGACAUACUAAUAGUUGGAUGGUGCAAGCUAUCAAAGAGUGUGGAGCUUGAAAGGUCAUUAAAACUGUCAUGCCGGGGUGAGGUAAGGAAAUUACUUGAAGAGAUGAAAGAUAAAGGUUUCACUCCAAAAGAAACCACCCUUUGUUAUAUCAGUCCUGCCUUUUCGAAAUCAGGAGAAAACAAUGACACAGAAUGGUGGUUAAGCAGAUGGCACAAGACAAAGCAGAGUUGAUCCCUUGAAAAUCAAGAUGUUUCUGAAGGAUAGAAUAUCUUUAUUUUUUGGUUUCUCUCUCUUGAGUUGAAACAUAAGGUUAAUGUGGAUGAGAGAAGCGAGCUGAUGGGAAGAGACAAAGCAAAAUACCUGGAGAAACAAAAAUGAGAAAUCAGGACAACUGUAUAUGCUUUUCAAGAAUUUUAGCCAACAUGAUGAGCUUGAAGCAAAGUUUCUCGAGAAGGCUGCACAUUGAAGCUAAAUACCAGAAGCUGUAUGAACCACUGAAUACAGAGAUAUGAAAUAGUAAAUUGAGUUGUCGAAGUGUAGGGUCUUAAUGAAGCUCCCAUGAACAACCAGUGCGAAAAUUUGGUGUAGAGAAAGUUGUUCUCAACUUCUGGCUGACUGCAAUAAAGAAUAAUGAGAUAUUAGCAGAGAUCUUACAGUGUGACCAAGAAGCUUUGAAUUGCCUCAAGUUAUCAAGUGGUGCAGUAUUGAUGAUCGAAAGGGUUUUAUGCUUCACAUCCUCUUGAUACAAAACCUUUUCUCGAGAAUUCUGUCUUGACUAAAACCUAUCACAUGAUUGAUGAUGAUGAUGAGUAUAUAUUGAAGAAGGCCAUAGGGACCGCCAUUUGAAUGGCAUUCACGUAAAGGCUUGACACGAGAUCCUAAAAAGGAAGCCAAGUGGGUCAAAAAGUGAUAAACCCAUAAUCAGGACUGAUCUUUAAUCCACCACAAGUAGCCGAAGAUGAGGAUGACAACGAUGAAAAAUGUUGCUGAAGAUCUCCGGAAUCUAAUGGGAGAAGAUGACGGCGUUGGAGAAAUUGCUGGUUUCUUAUUAGCUUUCGAUUUCCGUUUCAGUCCACAUGUCAUUCAAACUGGUUAACAACUUCUACGUGUUCGAUGAGUUAUAUGGUGCCAUCGUUAGGAAGUAGAGUUGGAUUGGAGUGAAUUUGAUAUUUCCAUUUGGCCCUCCAAUUUUGCAACUCAACAAUUGUGGCCAAAAUCAUCCCCCGUGUUGUGUCAUGGUUUAUGGUGAGGCUCUUGCAGGGGAUGAAUUUGAAGAUAUUGAAGAAGAUGGUGAUGGUUAUGAGAAUAAAGAAGGGGAGAAGCGCAAAAGAUAUGUACUAUUAGUUCAGCAUGUUUCAACAAAUGAUUCGAAUUUGCCUGUUACUUUUCUUUUUCUGGAGAUGCUGAUAGUUUUUUGGGUCUGUCCAUAUGAUGUUCUUCAGUUGUCCUUUUAGUCAUCAGCACCAAAGGUGAGAUGAAUGGCUUUGGUGGCAUUUUUCUUAGUUGAUGCCAUAAAUUGCCUUUCAUUUUCUUUAGUAUGUGACAUAUUUAUUCAACAAAAUUGUAGAAGAGUGUCAUAGCAGAGUUAGAGAAGGUCAGCAUGGAGAACGUCCUAUAGAGGUGCAAGCAACAGUAGUUUGUCUUUUGCCCAUAACAGCUGAUGAAAGAAAUUGAAGUAUGGUAUGCGCUAAUUACCUUAAAAGGUGCAUUUUAUUCCUAAGAAAGUUGCAAUAUGUGACACUCAUUUUUGUAUCUUUUGUUUUUUCGGCAAAACUGAAUGGUGAGUUUAUGUUCCACAUUGGAUGCUACCUAGCUCAGAAUUUACAUCGGCUAAUGCUGUAAGAAAAAUAUCUAGCAUCAAUAUCCAGCCUUGUGAUAGAUACCUUGUUUUUCUAUCUCAGAGAUUGUUUUGUUUCUUAAAUUUGUAAAUGGACGGAUGUUUUCCUUUUCUUUUUC
Nicotiana tabacum (common tobacco) is the source of this 5050-nucleotide messenger RNA. NCBI's taxonomy places the organism in Eukaryota, Viridiplantae, Streptophyta, Magnoliopsida, Solanales, Solanaceae. The record is from RefSeq and is a predicted model, not a curated record.